GAAACGGUCAGCAGCAGCUGGAAUGCCGCCAAUUUGGCCCUGAAUGCAAGAAUCACCAUCUACCCCCUUAUUAGCUGAGAAAAAGCACUCUGGUGCAACCUCUUGACAAUUUCUUCCACCUUGAGAUCUUCCAUGACGUCGGUGACUUGGGUUCUAAAAGGUAUCCUUCCACAGCCGCUGACUGUAGUAUCCGCGGAUCGCCUCUUUGCAACUCACUACAACUCACUACAACUCACUACGUCACUGACGACACUCUACCCUCGAUUUGACUUCCGGACAACCCAUCCAUCCAGAGUUUCUCAGUGCUGGCCCCCUCUUUACUUCUCUGAUCCCAUCAUUGCUAUUCUUAUUCUCUCUCUCUCUCUCUCUCUUCUUCUUUCUCUCUUUCUCUUGGGAAUGCCGGUCUACGCUGCGACGUCUCUUUAUCUUCAUCACGCGGUAGACAUUAUCUUAUCAUGGCAACAGUCGAGCAACAGCCUGCAGUUGAGCAGCGCAUCCCGCGCUCCCGGUCCGCCCGGCUAGCAGAUCAAGCUGCGACAGCCGCGCUCUACGUGACCCAUCCGGAGCGGAGUCUAUCCCUACGCGAACCUGCAACUGCGGAACCUAGUUUGGAAACCCUGAAAGAGACAGGAUCUCGACCUGGAUUUAGCCAUGCAUCGGCACUUGCUGCGCUCGCGCAUGCAAGGAAGCGGGAGCUUGGAUCCAAACAGACUGCAUCCGAAGUGCAGGCUGCUGAGGUACCAAGCUAUGAAGGAUACCAGGCUGCUAUCUGUGCCCUCAGGGACUACAGAACCGCCACCGUUCCUCCCCCCGUUUCUACCUCUCCAAAGCAGGAUAUUGGUACAGGUCAGACGCUGGAAGCGCGUUCCGAGGUUUCCCAGAGGGCUAGGGCCGUAUCCGCUGCCUCAGGAGCCUAUUAUGGUAGUAGAAUGAGAGCGGAUUCAGCGCCAUCCCAAGUAGCACGUACUGGUCUGGGUGUUGCUGCGGGUGCAGGAGAUCCCUUUGCAGAUUUGGAUAAGUAUAUGAACGCGAGCAGGAUACAAAACAUGGCCCAGGCCAACGCUAAACUCUAUACUGCAACACCGCCUGUUCCGCUUGAGGUGAAAGAGCAUCGACGGAAAAGCAUCCUGGAAGCCGCCGCCAUGUCAAUGGCGCGGGAUAUGUAUGGAACCAUGGAAGCUAAAGAAGGGGGAUCAGCUGGUAUUGCUGCUGCCCAAAGAGGUCAUGCGCGUGCUCGCUCUCAACGAUCCGUACCGAAACCGGAUGCUGCAUUAGUACAGCAGGUUGUGAGCAUCCAGGACAUUGCACAGAAGCGCGCCGCAGAGAAAAUCGCAAGCCUGGAGGACGAAACAGCUAUUUACCGGGAAUACUACGGUAUUGAGCCUCAACCGACGCGGUCCACUUUGUCCACUCGCAAACGGCGGGGGUCCAACGAAACCGAAACAUCCACGUUUGACAUGGAACGGUCAAAGGAGAUUCGAACUCAGAUGUCGACUCUGCGAUCCAAGCUCAACGCGGUAGAUGAACAGAGGGAGAAAGACCGUGAUAAUUUGUUACAGGUUGCGAGAAAGAAUGUCGACGCUGCUCUUAGGGAUAUGGAAAUGCGCGUUUAUGCUGAAACCGGCCGCGCUCCUCUCUCAAUGCAAAAGGAUCUGGAGGAGACAGCAAUGUUGCGUGCGUUACAGGGCAAGAAGGAGAUUGAUGCACAGUAUCCUAUGACAGACAAAAUUAAUAUUGGUUCCCAGAAAUACGUGGACAUGGAUGAUGUCGAGGCACUUGCACGCGCUCGACUCCAGCCUACUUUCAAUGAAAUCGCCGAUCUCGCAGAUGCGCAGAGAGCUAAAGAUUUGGAAGACCGCCUUGAUGAGGAACGGAGGCAGCGACUUGAGCAGACUGAACUCGAACGGGAAGCCGAUAUCAGGAUGGAGGAGAAGCGACACAAAAUGUUCUUGAAGCAGGACAUGAAGUCAAAAGAGGAGAAAGUUUGGCUUUGGCGAAGAAAGUCAAAGAAGGCACCGGCUUAUGAGCCCGCAUUUCCCAAAGAUGUCAAGGGACACGAAGUUAACGGAGUGACAAGGCCUUCAGAGUCUGCAGCACAGGACGCCGGUCAGUACGAAACCGCCGAAGGUGACCAUGUUGUGGCCUCUGGCGCUGUUCCUGAGGAACCUCAAUUGGAGCCUGCCACGAGACAAGAAUCGAAAUUUAGGUCCUGGUUUAGUAAAUUACGUCGUGGUAGUACCAAUGAAGCCGAGGUUUCGAAGGAGGUCAACGGAACACACGCAGAAGAGGAAGGUGCACAAGAGGCCAUUGCAGCCGACACUUCAGCAGCAGCAGCAGCAGCAGCUACUGCUGAAGGGGCUGCUGAAGAAGCUGGGGAGGAUGAGCAAGCUGCUGUAGAAGAAGGAGUCCACGAAGCGAACGAACCCGAAGGUGUGCGCGAGCAAAUUGCAACAACUGUUGGUGGGGUAGCCGGUGCCGCUGAGGGCAAUCAGCGGGCAACAGCACUUCGGUCUCAUCCUGUCAAAUCAACCGAACCCUCCACGGCGCAGAAUGGUUCCUCUGCUGAGGAUAGUGAAAACAAGCUGGACGGAAUGACCCCCAGUGAGUAUUUGGCGACCCACCAAGAUUCUAAGGACAUAGUCGAACAUAGCAGUGAGAUGAAACAGAACCGCUUAAAAACGCACCUGAAAAAGAUCGUUUCGCGGAGCCUACCAGAGGCUAAGUCCAGCGGGGUCAUGGCCGACGGUGACGAUGCGCAAGAAGCCACCGAAGCACCUGGGGAGGCCACCUAUACCCACGAAAUGCCUAGUUCUUCCCCGGACAGAGAAGCACUUCGUGAGAGUGCUAUCGAUCAAGGACUAGAGGCGCCUCCUGUGAUUGAGGAUACGAUCUCAAAACGCCUGAGCAAUGGUACUGGCCGCGAGUCGCGCUUUUCCGAGGACCUUUGAGGUUUGUAUUUCUGGAAUCUAUUCAACCACAAAUGCUUAUGAAUUUAUUGAUCUGGGUUGGGUAUGUGGCUUAACGGCGCUUGGAUGGAUUGGGGUAGUGUUCACUCGUUUAUAAUGGAGGUUUUGGAGGGUUUUGGGAGGCGUUUGAAGGCUCUGGUAUAUAUGGGAAACUGAUGCUGGGUUGUUUUAAUUUCUAAUAUUGUAGGUAUCUGUGUCGGUUGUUUACUGCCGUAGUCUUGCCUAGUACAUGGUGUAUGUCGAUUUGAAGUAAAU
This is a messenger RNA of Aspergillus ochraceoroseus IBT 24754, 3221 nucleotides long. RefSeq lists its product as uncharacterized. The transcript has 4 exons. Gene Ontology annotation, biological process: eisosome assembly. The record is from RefSeq and is a predicted model, not a curated record. The coding region runs from base 456 to 2948 and encodes 830 amino acids. NCBI's taxonomy places the organism in Eukaryota, Fungi, Ascomycota, Eurotiomycetes, Eurotiales, Aspergillaceae.